Messenger RNA from Olea europaea var. sylvestris, 1614 nucleotides. RefSeq names its product serine/threonine-protein kinase HT1-like. The coding region runs from base 296 to 1414 and encodes 372 amino acids. Lineage: Eukaryota; Viridiplantae; Streptophyta; Magnoliopsida; Lamiales; Oleaceae. Gene Ontology annotation, molecular function: protein kinase activity; ATP binding. The transcript is spliced from 3 exons. The record is from RefSeq and is a predicted model, not a curated record. Gene Ontology annotation, biological process: protein phosphorylation.
UUCACGGGACAUCUCUGAAAUUAUCUUCUUCUGCCCUUUACCUGAUCAUGUUAUGAAAAAAGCUAAUUCAACAAAGAUGAGAAGUUCUUGAAUAUGGAGCUGUCAUCUGGUUAAUACAUGAAAUCCCAGCAGCUCUUUUCUGUAUUUUUCUGUAGAACCAAUGUUCCUAAACCAGUUCAUGCACUUUCUAAAAUCAAAUCACACGUUCAGAAGGAAAGUUUCUUUUGAUUCUGUGUUUUGACCCUUCUUUCUUUGUCAAUUCUACGUACUAGAGAAAGAUUUGUUUAUAUAUUCAAUGGCUACCUCGUGUUUCAAUCCGUUUCGGCUGCGCAGGUCGAAGAGCAAAUCUUUAUCAAUUCCUUCUACUUCAAGAACGCAGUUAAGCAAUGAUGCAGAUAAUAUGGAGAGGAAGAGAUAUGACAGUUUGGAAUCUUGGUCAAUGAUAUUGGAUUCUGAGAAUUUUGAGACUUGGGAAGCAUCUGAAGAUCAAGAGGAAUGGACGGCUGAUCUUUCUCAGUUAUUUAUAGGCAAUAGGUUUGCUUCUGGUGCACAUAGUAGAAUUUACAGAGGAAUUUAUAAGCAGAGAGCAGUUGCUGUAAAAAUGGUGAGAAUUCCAACUCAUAAUGAAGAAACUAGAACUUUACUUGAACAACAAUUCAAGUCGGAAGUUGCCCUUCUUUCGCGUCUUUAUCAUCCCAAUAUAGUGCAGUUUAUUGCUGCUCGUAAAAAGCCUCCUGUAUACUGUAUCAUUACUGAAUACAUGUCACAGGGGACUCUAAGGAUGUAUCUCAACAAAAAAGAGCCAUACUCACUUUCAACCGAGACAAUUCUUAGGUUAGCCCUCGAUAUAUCACGAGGAAUGGAGUAUCUUCAUUCACAAGGGGUGAUACACAGAGACCUCAAAUCAAACAACUUGCUAUUAAACGACGAGAUGAGGGUUAAGGUUGCAGAUUUUGGCACGUCUUGUCUAGAAACUCAAUGCAGGGAAGCCAAAGGAAACAUGGGAACUUACCGUUGGAUGGCACCAGAGAUGAUCAAGGAGAAACUUUAUACUCGGAAAGUUGACGUGUAUAGUUUUGGGAUCGUCCUAUGGGAGCUCACGACAGCCUUGCUUCCUUUUCAAGGAAUGACUCCUGUGCAAGCUGGUUUUGCUGUGGCCGAGAAGAAUGAGCGACCGCCAUUGGCAACAAGUUGUCAACCUGCGCUCGCACACCUUAUCAAGCACUGCUGGGCAGCAAACCCGUCUAAGCGUCCUGAUUUCAGUGACAUUGUAUCUGCUCUGGAAAAGUACGAUGAGUGUGUAAAAGAGGGUCUCCCACUUACUCUUCACUCAGGGUUAGCAAGUCGAAACACCAUUCUUGAAUGCUUAAAAGGCUGUGUAUCCAUGAAUUCAUCUAUACCUGUACAUACCUGACUCUUUGGACAGGCAUUCACAUUUGUAUCUCCCUGUUAAUUUGGCUUUUACCAAAGUUGAUAGAUUGGUUUGUACUUUUUGACUUUAUAAUCAGCAUCAAUAGCUGUUGAAUGGUGGCAGGGCCGGUCCUGUAAUCAUGGGGUUCGAGACGAACUCCAUAAAUUGGCCCCCAAAAUCAACGUAAAUCAAGAUCCAACGAU